UGGGAAUGUAAAAUAUCAAAACCUCCUCCUGAGAGUAAUAGAUACCAAUUAUCCCUAUGGACAUGACCUCCACGAAAUCCCUCCCUCACACCGGCUUCGGCCUGCUAGGAAUGACCUGGCGCCCCUCGAAGACCCCUAAUGAACAAGCCUUUGCAGCCAUGAAGGCCGCUAUUGCUGGGGGCGCAACUCUUUGGUCUAGCUCCUCUAUCUAUGGAAUGCCCCCUGAGCCUCCUACCGCCGGUCUAUGGCUGCUGCGACGCUACUUCGAGAAGUAUCCGGAGGAUGCACCCAAAGUGACCCUCUUCGUGCGUGCCUGCUUCGACGCCGCCACGCUGACCCCGCGGAACACGAGGGAAGGGGUGCGGUCGAGCUUCAUCGAGUGCAAUGAGAUCCUAGGGGGAGUAAAAAAGAUAGACAUCUUCGGCCCCGCCCGUAUGGACCGGAACGUCCCUCUGGAGGAGACGGUGGGGGCCCUGAGUGAACUGGUGGACGAGGGCCAAAUUGGGGGAGUGGGUUUAUCGGAGGUCGGGGCCACCACCAUCCGCCGAGCAGCAGCGAUGUGUCCUAUUACUGCUGUGGAGAUCGAGUUCUCUUUGUGGAGUACAGAGAUGCUCACUAACGGGGUGGCAGAGGCCUGCAAGGAGCAUGGUGUGACGAUUCUUGCUUAUGCUCCUCUGGGGUAUGGAUUCUUGACGGGACAUGUCACGAAGCUGGAGGAUAUUCCUCAGGGAGACAUUCGGCACCUGUUUGGCAGGUUUCAGCCAGAGAACUUCCACAAAAACCUGGAACUGGUUGAAAAGGUCGACACCUUUGCUAAGCAGCGAGGUGUCACCUCAGCUCAACUGGCUCUAGCAUGGAUUCGGGCUCAUUCCAAUACAGAUAAUUGUGGCACGAUAAUCCCCAUCCCUGGGGCCACAGCGCAGUCUCGUGUCGAAGAAAAUUGCCAGGUGGUCGAGAUAUCUGCUGAGGAGAAGAAUAGGCUAGAUGAGAUUAUCAAGUCGAUUGAAGUUGUCGGAGAGCGGCAGAUUGUGGGAAUGAGUGACGAGCACCUCUGGACAUAAGGGCCUGUUUAGUCAAGUAGCACCUUGAGUGUCCAGAUACUUUAGGCAGUCAAAUGGAGGUGUUAUCUCUUAACAAGUAGUUUAAGGUGAUCCCUAUCAUAGAUACCAAGAUUAAUAGCACCGCGUAGGUCUACAUUGAUGUGCUAGAGACUAGAUACACCUGUCCCAUAAUUCUCAAGCACGUAGUCAACGUCUUUGUCGCCGCGCCCCGAAAGAUUGACCAGGAUUCUUUCGGACGAAGGGCGCUGCGACGCCAAUCGAAUCGCGAACGCUACCGCAUGCGCACUUUCCAAUGCAGGGAUGAUU
This is a messenger RNA of Aspergillus pseudotamarii, 1367 nucleotides long. Its product is annotated as aldo/keto reductase family protein. NCBI's taxonomy places the organism in Eukaryota, Fungi, Ascomycota, Eurotiomycetes, Eurotiales, Aspergillaceae. Bases 57 to 1061 code for a protein of 334 amino acids. Gene Ontology annotation, cellular component: cytoplasm. The record is from RefSeq and is a predicted model, not a curated record. The transcript is spliced from 2 exons.